Molecule: messenger RNA, 3708 nt
Organism: Polyodon spathula (Mississippi paddlefish)
Lineage: Eukaryota; Metazoa; Chordata; Actinopteri; Acipenseriformes; Polyodontidae
Gene: spsb3a
Product: splA/ryanodine receptor domain and SOCS box containing 3a
Exons: 7
Coding region: 249-1313 (354 amino acids)
Biological process (GO): proteasome-mediated ubiquitin-dependent protein catabolic process
Cellular component (GO): SCF ubiquitin ligase complex
Molecular function (GO): protein binding
Source: RefSeq, a predicted model, not a curated record
GGCCAAACAUAUUUUAUGUUUACGUCAGUCGGAGAAGUAGGGCAGAGAGUGAAGGGCCUUGCAGAAACGAAGUAGAUUAUCACACUAAACAGAUAAAUAGGAGACUUCCAUCUUUGACAGAAUACAGGAACGCAUUUUGUGAGAAACGGCGCUAAAACGAAGAGGAAGCUGAGGCGCAGGUGGGAAUUUCUGUCGUUUCAGUCCGGAACAGAGAGGCGGUGUUCCGUUUUAAAAUCACCUGCCCCAGCAUGUCUCGGCGGAACAGGAAUGGCCGGGGAUGGCGCUUCGUCUGGAGUGGCAUUCAACGCGAUGCCGAUGCCCAGACUCUCGCGCUGGCCUCCGAAACUGAAGACUGGGGGUAUGAGCGCUUACAGUCCAGUGACUCGGAUUCAGAGCCGGAGUUGCCUGCCCUCACGCCCGCGGUCCCAAGCGCUGUCCCCGUCACGGGAGAGUCGUACUGCGGCUGUGACUCCCCGACCGAGCCAGCCUACACCCCCCGGCUGAGGGGCUUCCACCGCGCCAAGGAUUGCCACUGCGGGGAAGAGGAUCAGGACUUUGACUGGGUGUGGGACGAGGGCAGCAAGUCGACCGCCACCCGGCUGAGCUGUGACAACCGCAAAGUGAAUUUCCACACUGAGUACAGCUGCGGGACUGCCGCCAUCCGGGGCAGCAAGGAGCUGGAGGAGGGGCAGCACUUCUGGGAGAUCAAAAUGACCUCCCCGGUGUAUGGCACAGACAUGAUGGUGGGAAUCGGAACCUCCGAUGUGAAUCUGGACAAGUUUCGCCACACAUUCUGCAGUCUUCUGGGGAAAGAUGAAGACAGCUGGGGCCUCUCAUACACAGGUUUACUGCAUCACAAAGGUGAUAAAACCAACUUCUCGUCGCGGUUUGGCCAGGGUUCCAUAAUUGGGGUUCAUCUUGAUACCUGGCACGGCACCCUGACCUUCUUCAAGAACCGAAAAUGUAUAGGUGUUGCCGCCACAAAGCUGCAGAACAAGAAGUUCUACCCCAUGGUGUGCUCCACCGCGGCCAAGAGCAGCAUGAAGGUGAUCCGCUCCUGCUUCUCCCCCACCUCCCUGCAGUACCUGUGCUGCGCGCGGCUCCGACAGCUGCUCCCGGAGAGCGUGGACACCCUGAGUGUCCUGCCCCUGCCCCCAGGGCUCAAGCACCUACUGCAGAACAAGCUGGGCUGGGUGCUGACCAUCAGCAGUGCAGACAGGCCCUCCACCUCUUCUUCCUCUUCAGGCAGUGACUCUGAGGGCUGUGCUUCAGACCCAGAUGCCUGCCAGAUAAAGCGAUGCCGCUGGACUUGAGGACCAAGAGCCUGGCGCUGUGGAACCUGGUGCAGAGCAAGCAGUCCUGUGAGGACUAACUUUGGCACUGUGGAACCUGGUGCAGAGCAAGCAGUCCUGUGAGGACUAACUUUGGCACUGUGGAACCUGGUGCAGACCAAGCAGUCCUGUGAGGACUAACUUUGGCACUGUGGAACCUGGUGCAGAUUAAGUAGUCCUGUGAGGACUAACUCUAAAACAGCUUCGGACUGAACUGUGAAGAAGGAUCCCUAAUGGAAAUAACAAAACUUUUAGAAAUCUUAGUGUUUGGCCUUCAUUAGUGUUAUAUGUUGGCCCUAAACCUUUAAAAUGAAGCUAAUAAAAAAAUGUCCUAUAUCUUACCUGUUGAGCACUGCCAUUCACUAUAUAGGUAACAAAAUACUCAUAAUAAUGUCCCAUGCAGUACCAUACACUACAGAAGACUCAAAUGUGUUUUGAAAGAAACACAUGAUACAGCAAACAUGUAUUUUCAGUUUAAAACAUCUGAGUCACCUCAGCAGUGUUUUUGCGGUCAGCAGGAAAGUCAGCCCUGAAGGGGUGGGGACAGUUGCACUCUCCAGGGGACCAUGAAAUUGCUAUCAGAAGCAUGGCUUUAACCGAGAAUAGUAACCAAUAGCAUGUUUUAAAAUGAAAAUCCAGGUUUGCUAAAACGUAGGUUUCUGGCAAAACUUACUCACUUGAGACUUCUACAUAUUGAAUGGUGUGGAACAUUUAUGGAAUUAUUUUGUUACCUAUGAACACCAAUAUUUUAGUAUGGUUGGAGUAAUUCAUGUUUUAUUUGUUUAAUCUUGAUUUAUUGUACAGAAAAAGAUAUGUUUCUGACAGUGAUUAAAGCUAAAAAGGCAUUCCACUGUUGGCACCCCGUUAGACAACUAAUUUGUCUCUAAAGAGAUGCGAUGGGGUUUUCCAUAUAAAUAAAUUGUGCUGGACUAGCUUUUAUUGUGGGAGGUAACAAGGGUGUUGCUGUAUCGAUUUUUGAAUUUAUGGAUAUUUGGCAUAUUUAAUAGUCACCAGCUGAGGUCGCCAAAAAGUGUCUCCCCAGUUAAAAGCACAGUGUGCAGGGUGAGUCGGAGUCAGGGGAGUGCAUUUUCCUGGCUCUGCAAAGUAGUCAGUCUUUACUGGGAAAUCCAGAGGAAGUGUCGCAUUGGCUGUGGCACUCUCAUGGGCUAGGGAGGUAUACCCAAACAGGACCCUACUGGCCAGGCACCUGGUGAGCUCAGGCAGACACCUGUACAGCUGACCUUUAUCCUCUAGAGGCCAGCAGCUUGUGGACAUCUGCUCAUGAGUUCCUGGCGUAAAAGAGGUUAUUGGCCUGGCAUGGGAGGUUGCCCACUGACCAUCAGUUCCUAUUGUAGGGAAUUGCUGUAGUGAGGGAAGGUAAUAGGACAAAUUGGAGAGAAAAUAAUUUAGCAUGUAUUUCCUGUGAAAACUGCCUCUAAGCAAGCCUGAGCAAGGUGCAAUUUCUGUAAUUAGGCCAGUAGUAAAUGACCACUGAGGAUGUGCACUGGUAAUGUCUUCCACAAUGAAAGUGUGAGGGAUUUCCAAUAGAAAAACACUGACAAGAUCAAUACAAUACUAUACAAGAUCACUGAUUCAGUGGGGGUGGUGGGGGGGGGGGUGACGACAACAUUAGUAAUACAUAGUCACCUAGUUACAGAAAACUCCUUGCAGAGAAUAAUUAUGAACACAAUCAUGGCAUAAUAAACAGAUAAAAAUAAUAUUAUGCAAAUUCAGAGAUCACAAUUCAUUCCAAACACUAAAAACGACUCCGUUCUUGCUAGGCUGCUGGUUGUUCAUCUAUAACACUAUACUGAAGAAACACAGUGGCAAACAUUUCAACUACAAGUCUUCAUUGUUGUACACUGUUCUUUGGUUGGGUUGGUUGAUACUGUCCCACGCAUGGGGACUCUGGUUCAUAAUAUGUUCUCUACUUCAAACAAUUACAAGAUAUUUUAGUUGGGUCAGUUUGAGACUAAUUUGAUUAUUAGUCUUCUCCAUCUGUGUGUGCAUCCUUACAUGUAAUUGCUUUGAUUUGAGUUAAUUGCUUCUGCUAAUGAGUCUUGUGGAAGCUUGCGCAAGGAUUCAAGGAUGUACUGAAAAACAGAAAUAUGAAUUGAAUGUUGUACAGCCUUUUUAGUAAACCUUUAAAUAGCCACAGGUGUACUUCACAAGUAAUUAAACUGUGCUGUUUUUUGUUUUUUUUUUACUUAAUGAAGUGCUUUUAAUCUCAUAAUCAGUGCUAGCUUAUUUUUCCUUGAACUUGGGAGAAGUCUUUUGUUACUUGUAUCUGCAGCAUGAUUGUAUUCUUGGUAAAGUAAAAUGUAUACAAAGUUAUAGUAGCUUCUGUUAUUUUAAAAAAUAAAUUGUCUUAAGAGGC